AUGAGCCAGGACGAGGGUUACAAAAUGACGCUGCUGGAAGAGUUACAGGGAGAUGACGAAGAGGCAGUGAUUGACCAAGGAAGAACGAGCAACGUCGUCAAUAUUCACUAUGAGAAGGAGGAGUUGGAAGGCCACCGGACCCUGUACGUGGGCGUGCGGAUGCCGCUGGUGAGGCAAAGCCACCGGCAUCACCGUCCCCACAGCCAGAAGCAUCGGGAACAGGAACGGGAGAAGGACUCUGCCCCGACGGAGCAGGGCUACCACUACACUCCGUCCCAGCGAGUGCAGUUCAUCCUCGGGACCGAGGAGGACGAGCAGCACGUUCCCCAUGACUUGUUCACCGAGCUGGAUGAGAUCUGCGUGAAAGAGGGUGAAGAUGCCGAGUGGAAGGAAACGGCAAGGUGGCUGAAGUUUGAGGAGGACGUGGAAGACGGCGGCGAGCGCUGGAGGAGCAAGCCCUACGUGGCCACGCUGUCCUUGCACAGCCUCUCUGAGCUGAGGAGUUGCAUCAUCAACGGGACGGUGCUGCUGGACAUUUGUGCCAACAGCAUCGAAGAGAUUGCAGAUAUGAUCCUGGGCCCGCAAGACCAGUCCACGGAGUUUGACGAGCACGUGCGGGCAAAAGUUCGAGAAGUCCUACUGAAGAAGCAUCACCAUCAGAAUGAGAAGAAAAAGAAACAACCUUCUUCCCAUCGUCCGCUCGCGCAGCUGCAUUUCAUGAAGAAAAUUCCCACCGGGGCUGAAGCAUCCAACGUGCUCGUAGGAGAGCUGGAUUUCCUUCGCCAGCCCAUCGUGGCAUUUGUCCGCCUGACCCCGGCUGUCCUCCUCUCGGGCAUGACGGAAGUUCCCAUCCCAACAAGGCUGCGUGAAGAAGAGAAAACCUUGAAAACUUUGUCUUCAGCAAAGACUUCUGAAAGUAAACCCAAUGCAAAGUCCCAGAAACAAGAAGCUGUCAAUAAGGCAAAAGUAUUUGCUGCAGCAUCUGGUAAGGGAAGUGAAGAAAGAGCUCUGGUCGAGAAGAUGUUUGGAGGAAAAGUGAAGACUACUGUACGCUGUCUGAAGUGCAAAAGCGUGUCUCAAAAGGAAGAAGCUUUCACAGAUCUCUCUCUGGCUUUCUGUCCGGAAUGUACUGAAGGGAAAGGCGACAACGUGGUGCAAACUCAGACCUCACCGAUGAGUCCUGCUGGGAAAAAACCUCUCAAGUUGGAAGCAAAUGGUGGAUGUGACCCAAGAACAAAGAAAGGAACCACAAAGGAUUUUUCUGCUGAGCCAAAGUCUGAGAAGACUACAAAUUCUGAACGCAACAAAGGUCAAGCUAAGAAGAAAAUGCCUCAGAGGGUAGUAGGUGAAAACCCUCUGUCAGUUACAGAUUUACUGCAUUAUUUUCUGGCGCCUGAGAUCCUCAGUGGUGACAACAAGUAUUACUGUGAAAAGUGUGCCUCUCUACAGAAUGCUGAGAAAACUAUGCAAAUCAUUGAGGAACCUGAAUACCUCAUUCUCACUCUUUUGAGAUUUUCCUAUGAUCCAAAGUGUCACGUAAGGCGCAAAGUCUUAGCUAAUGUGUCUCUGCCACUUGGUUUGAAACUACCAGUCCAAAGAGUAGCAUCCUCUCCAGGUGUAGUUUCAAGAGGUUGGUCUGUUGGUGUCGAGGUGUCUGAUAUUGGAGAAAAUAUUGCUAAAAAACUAAAGCCCUCAGGUGCUGAUGAAGUGACUCGCCCACGAUUGGAGCCCUGUUUGUUAAGCUCCGUGGUGAUGCAUUCUGGUGUAUCCUCUGGAAGUGGACAUUACUCUUCAUAUGCUAGAAAUGUUCCUGGGUCAGGGCCUUCAGGACCCUGCCAGCAGUCUACAGGUGAUUCUUUAGUUUCUCCUCAGGCUCAGUUGUUGACAGGGGAGAGUCCUUCUACUGUUGUAGAAAGUGACACUGGUAAGUCAAGAGAAUGGUUUCUGUUCAAUGACAGCAGAGUGACAUUUCCCUCAUUUCAGUCAGUCCAGAAAAUGACCAGUAGAUUUCCAAAGGACACUGCUUAUGUUCUGUUCUACAAAAAACGAAAUAGCACCCGUGGCUUCAGUUCGGCAAACGGAGACCCUCCCCUCCAGAAAGACCUCGUGGAUGCAAUUAUGAAAGAUAACAAACGAUACUUGCGGGGUGACCUAGCAGAGAUGUACCCUGCGCUGAAGAGUGUCCCGCGGGAAGGUGACAGACGAUUACAGGGCAACGCUGUGACCUGCCUGACAGCAAAGGUGCCCAGUGGCCGCAGAGCAGCCCAGGGUGUGAAGGUGGAUGCCGGUCUUGUCCUGUUGGCUCUGUCCCACUCCCACUUCAAAGUUGUGAUGUCUGAGAUCCGGGGCCACCUGAAGGCUCUGGCAGAGAUCUCCAGGGAGUUUGUGUUCCAUGUUUUGAUAUCUUGGGGCUACAAAGUGCUGGGGUUCUGGGAUGCUAAGGCUACAGUUGGCUAG
Messenger RNA from Grus americana (Whooping crane), 2457 nucleotides. RefSeq names its product ubiquitin carboxyl-terminal hydrolase 38-like. Gene Ontology annotation, cellular component: cytosol; membrane; nucleus. Lineage: Eukaryota; Metazoa; Chordata; Aves; Gruiformes; Gruidae. Gene Ontology annotation, biological process: protein deubiquitination; monoatomic anion transport. The record is from RefSeq and is a predicted model, not a curated record. Gene Ontology annotation, molecular function: cysteine-type deubiquitinase activity; monoatomic anion transmembrane transporter activity; cysteine-type endopeptidase activity.